UUUAUCCUAAAAUGUCCGAUAAAGUAAGUGUAUCCGUUAAUAUAUUAGAAUCAGGGUCAGACAAAGUCAUAAAAAAAUCAUUAAAGAAAUUAAAACAAGAUGAUAAUUUAUCUAAGAUUCGUAAAGUACUUUCUUGCGAUGAUAAAUUAUUAUUUUUGAAAAAUGGUUCUCCAGUUGAUAUCGAAGAUGAAAAAAAAUUUUCAUUAAAAGAAAUUUUAACAAUUGAUGCACGGAAGAAUAAUUCAAUAUAUCUAAAGAAGCAAAUUUUUUGGGAUGUUUUGAAUGAAAAUCAUAAAUUAGAUCAUGGACGUAUCAUUAGUAAUGUAGGAACUAAGUCGGCUAAUAACAGGGCAUUUAUAUUGGAGGGUUUUAAAGAGCUAAAAGAAAUUGAUAAACGUGGAAAAGGAACAAUUGAAAUUCGUUCAAAUGAGGAGUUUAUAAAGAACAAAAAUUUAUUGUUUAAUAUUGACAUUAGUAUAAAUAAUCUUAUAAAAUUAGGAUUGUCAAGAGAGACCGCACAAGAGAAAAUUCUUAGAGAUGGAAACAAUUUAUCUUAUAAUUAUACAGAAGUCGUUAAGGCAUCAUUAAAAUUAAAUAGAGAUGACUUAAAACCAACUGAUGAAAUUAUUAAAGCGAUAAAUGGUGCUAUAAAAUCCAAAGAUAUAAAGAAAUUUAUUGACGAUUAUGGACUAUUUAUUCCAACUGAAAUUACUAUGGGAGGAAGAUUUUAUACUAAUGAAACUUUAACAUCAACGAAAAAGUCUAAUAAUAAUACUAAAACUACAGGUGUAAAUGCAGGUUUGAAUGCAAACGUUAUGUCUUUAAGUUUUCAAAAUAAAACAACUAAUGGUAUAUCAAAAGAUAAAUCGACCUUUCAUAAGGUAAAUAAUACGAUAAUACUUGGAGGAAAUUGUGAUGGUGACGUUUUUAAUGAAAAAAAGUGGACGGAAUCUUUAAAAGAUUAUCGAAAUUGGGAGUGUAUAGAAUUUAACACUCCUAUCAGUAUUUUUCAACUUAUACCUGGCGACUUACGCAAAAAAGUAUAUAAAUUUAUCGGAAAGAAAAUUCUUUAUACAGGAACUUUAGAUUGUAAAUAUCAUUCUAAUCAAGCUGGAAUAUACCGAAAGUUUGAAUUAUUAAAAAGCGAUAACAUCCCGGAAAACAUUUUAAACAUUAUUCAAAAUGAAGAAGCUGACUGUGAUUUUUUUGCAACAGCCGUUGAUAUUAAUCAAGAUUCAAAAAAUGUUUUUUUUACCUGUCAAAUUCUUAAACAAAAAGCAGAAGAUGGGAAAAAAAUAAUACCGAGUAUUAUUAUUCAUGCUAUUCAAAAAGAAUUUCAACCAUGUGAAUAUAAUUUGAAAAUUGUUUUGAUGGUUGUCGGUUAUGAUAUAGAAUUUGAUUAUAUAUCAGCAGACAACUGUAUUGAAGUAGUAAAAGGACAGUAUUCGCAAAAUACACAAAAUAUACAAAAUAAAAUGCUUCAUAGUUUAACAUUAGAAACUACAAAUCACCUAAUGGGAACAAAUUAUCCUUUUUUUGGAAUUUCUAUAUUAAAUAAUUUGAAUGAUCCAAAUGAUUCGCUUAUAAUUGGACAUAAUUUUUAUGAAAUUCAAUCAAACCAUGAACUAAAAAUCGACUUAUUUUCUUAUUGUUCAAAAAAAAAUCGCUAUUUAAAAUUACCCAAUUUUACGUUUUGUGCACUCAUUAUUUUAGAACCUAACACUUAUACAUCACUUCCUUUUGAGUUUAGAAUGUUUAAAAAACCAUUUAUUAGUCUUAGUUCACAGAAUAAAAACCCAAAAUACGUUAGCUUUUUACGUAAAACAAACGAUCAUCGUCCAAUUUUUCUGAAUCAAAAAAUCAAGCAAAUUAACAUUAAAUAUGUUAGAUGUAGAUGUAAACGCAAAGAAGUUGGUUGUAUUUGCGGAAAAACUAGAAAAAUAUCAAAAAAGGACAUACAUAAUUGUAUAGUCUUUGACCCAUACAAAUCAAGAAAGUAUUUUUACGACGCUUUAUGA
Molecule: messenger RNA, 2018 nt
Organism: Rhizophagus irregularis DAOM 181602=DAOM 197198
Lineage: Eukaryota; Fungi; Glomeromycota; Glomeromycetes; Glomerales; Glomeraceae
Source: RefSeq, a predicted model, not a curated record